Messenger RNA from Arctia plantaginis, 225 nucleotides. The record is from the annotation of a GenBank genome assembly. NCBI's taxonomy places the organism in Eukaryota, Metazoa, Arthropoda, Insecta, Lepidoptera, Erebidae.
AUGAAAAGAUCUUCGCAACCGGUAUCUCGCAGUGUUCGCGUGUGUCGGGAGGGUAGUAGUGCCCGAGCGCUAGCGUUAACCUGUAGUACAUCGAACAUGGAGCGGUCGUCCCGAGGAGCGAUCACAUGGCGAGCGCGGCCGAGCGCUUGUCGCGGUUCUUGUUGCGGGCGAGCGUGCGGGCUUUGCACGCUGCGUUGUUUUGGAGAUGCUGCAACACAAACAUAA